AUGUCUGCACCUGUGGAGGACAGACAGUUGAAUAAAAUAGCAUCUCAAGAAGAAAAAUUGAAUGAAGAUAUAACCUCCCUCUACACGUUGAAGGCAGAACUGUCAGACUACAUGGUACGGAGAGAGAGCGUGGAGUACCAUGAAGUUUAUCCUGGCGCUGAAAGGGUCGAAUACGACUUCACUGUGGAACGGCAGAAUAUUUACGCUACCAACUUCCUAGAAUCCACGUCCCAUCUCGUGAAGGGCUGCCUAGGAGCUGGCAUCAUGAGCAUCCACGAAGGCUACAUGCAUGGAGGGCUAUGGGCUUCGCUGGGAGCCACUGCCUUCAUAGGGUUUCUGGUGCCAUACACUAUGUAUAUGCUUGUCGCUUCAGCUCAGAAGUUGUACGUCAGGCUGCGAAUACCAAGGCUGUCGUACCCUGACCUGGUGGAAGCAGCGGUAGCAACUGGACCCUUGAAGUUCUGCAGAAGAUUUAGCAAAGCUUUCAGAUAUUCAAUAGAUGUAUGUCUAUUCAUAGAACUUUGCGGGACAUGUUGUAUCUACCAUAUUGUGAUUGCCCAGACACUGAAACAGAUUAUGGAAGCGGUAUCCCCAACAAUGAAGAAUAUGAAUUUGACCAUUAGAAUUUACAUCCUGAUCGUUUUAGUACCUCUAUUUUUCCUCUGCAUGAUACGGAACCUAAAGUAUUUGGCUCCAUUCUCAUUAUUGGCAGAUUUGUUUGUAGCCAUCUGCGUAUUAACAACGAUGUACUACAGCAUAUCGCAAGCUGGCAACAUCGCCGACCGACCGGCAUUCAAGAGUCUACACGGUCUGAUACAGUUCGUUGGCGUUCUUCUGUACAGCAUAGAUGGAGUGGGUAUCACUCUACCAGUGGAGAACAAUAUGAAGAAGCCGCUUCAAUUCCCUAUUGUGCUGCAGAUUGGGUGGUCGAUUGUGAUUCUGUCUGUCACUUUGACAGGAUUCUUUGGGUACUUGGGAUGGGGCGAGACCUGUAAAAGCCCUAUCACGAUUCACAUGCCUCUUGGAACAGUCACCAUCACGCUACAGUUUUUGAUGUGUGCCGUUUUAACAGUCACGUUUGCAGUCAAUUUUUGGGUGCCUUUCCGGAUAGUCUGGCAUUACAUUGGUAGGAAACAUAAGAGAAAACGAGAUAUAUGGGAAAGAUUCUAUAGAGGAGUCCAUGUCAUCCUAGUGACUGGUCUUGCUGUGGCCUAUCCCAAUUUAAUCCGCAUCAUGGUUUUUCUCGGAAACUUCUUCCUGGCCUUCAUAGCUUUCAUUUUCCCAGCGUUUGUCGAAAGUCUUGUAUUUUGGAGUGAGCCAAGAAAAAGGAGGUUUAGGUGA
Ostrinia furnacalis (Asian corn borer) is the source of this 1341-nucleotide messenger RNA. RefSeq names its product proton-coupled amino acid transporter-like protein pathetic. The record is from RefSeq and is a predicted model, not a curated record. Bases 1 to 1341 code for a protein of 446 amino acids. Gene Ontology annotation, cellular component: vacuolar membrane. The transcript is spliced from 12 exons. Gene Ontology annotation, molecular function: L-amino acid transmembrane transporter activity. NCBI's taxonomy places the organism in Eukaryota, Metazoa, Arthropoda, Insecta, Lepidoptera, Crambidae. Gene Ontology annotation, biological process: amino acid transmembrane transport.